CAUUAAUACGGUACUGUACCCGGUCCUCGCUCGAAACCAGAAAUACAAGACAACAAUGAUGCACACGGAGCUCCGUUCAACGUCGCAACGAAAGAAGACAACAAGAACAACGAAUUCUUCGAUCGCAGAUGAUUCGACGAACUGCCAUGAUUUGUCGGCUUGCGAUGUAAUUUCCAUGAGAGUUCGGCGUCGUCACAGAUCCUUCAGCAGAAUAUCAUUGUCGCCAUCGAAUUCUUGCACGGUUGCCCCUCCGAAGCCGCUCAUGCUCCUCUUUGUGGCCAUUGCAUCCUUUUUCUUAGCCAACAAGGUAACGCCCGUAUACUCGCUCUCGGCAGCGAAGAACGAAUGGAUUGGCAAUUCCUUGCAGUAUUACAACCGUAUCACAAGAGGAGCCGAGCACGUCCAACAAUCUCCCACAUAUCUCAAAUCUGCAAUGGAGAACUACUUUGCUCUCGAAAAACUCAGGAACAACAAACCACGCCACGCCGAAACCAUUUACCGAAGGCUCAUGGACGAAUUCAACCCCCGACAGGGUCCGUUUGUCACCAAGCCGGCGGUCGAUUCGAUGCACGCCGAUGCCGAGGAGUGCGAAUUCUCCCAGCUGGCCGUUCCGACGCUCUUGCUGGGGCUUUUGCUGCAGCGGGAAGGACGGUUCGAUGAUGCCCGCACGGUCUUUGAGGGGUUUUCCCACGUGCUAGAGGACGCAAACGGUGGCAAAGCCCACGCCUGCUGCUGCAGCGCCAGGGUCCUGCAGGCCCACGCUCUCUUUGAAAUGAAACAGGACAAUCCCGUCAAGGCCGCCGAGCUUAUAAUGAAGGCGGUGCGCAUGGAUAAGAAUCUGCGAUCGGUGCUGCGAUGGAAGCUCUUUCGAGAAGCCAUGGCCGAAUACAGAAAGUACCAGCGAGAGUGCCGGAGGCACCAUACUAGAAGCGAACUCAACCUGCUAGUCUUAGCUGUUGCAGCGGCAUAGAGUACGAGCAUGCAUCUAUGGAUGCUGGUAUAUGAAUAUUCCUUUUAAUUGCGUCAACUGUACGCAUUCGAUUGUUCCAAUCCAGGGGACGAACGCUGUAUUACUAUUAUUACAACUACGCGAAAAUUACAAAAUAAACGAUUUUCGAUGUU
Messenger RNA from Pseudo-nitzschia multistriata, 1122 nucleotides. Lineage: Eukaryota; Bacillariophyta; Bacillariophyceae; Bacillariales; Bacillariaceae. The record is from the annotation of a GenBank genome assembly.